Molecule: messenger RNA, 920 nt
Organism: Drosophila serrata
Lineage: Eukaryota; Metazoa; Arthropoda; Insecta; Diptera; Drosophilidae
Gene: ND-20
Product: NADH dehydrogenase (ubiquinone) 20 kDa subunit
Biological process (GO): electron transport coupled proton transport; mitochondrial respiratory chain complex I assembly; aerobic respiration
Cellular component (GO): respiratory chain complex I
Molecular function (GO): 4 iron, 4 sulfur cluster binding; quinone binding; NADH dehydrogenase (ubiquinone) activity
Source: RefSeq, a predicted model, not a curated record
ACGGGUCAGAUGGUAGAGGGCCCAGCUGCUGCCACACUGGUCAUCACACUGUUAUUUAGUUGAAGUUACAUAAAUAAGAACCAACAUGUUGCGUUCAGCUAUCACGACCUCGACCUCGACUCUAAGCAAGUGUUUGCAAAGAGCGACCCUUAAUUCGAAUUCAAUAUAUACAGUGCCUGCACUCAAUGCAACUUUCGUUCGCAAUCAACAAACUCUUCCGGUAAUUGAAACGUCGCCGAAUUUGCCAAAGAAGGGCUACUCUCCGUUCGGAACCAAACAAACGUCUGUGGCGGAAUGGUCAUUGGCCAGAUUGGAUGAUCUUCUGAACUGGGGUCGCAAGGGCUCAAUAUGGCCCCUGACAUUUGGCCUGGCCUGUUGCGCCGUCGAGAUGAUGCACAUUGCAGCUCCACGAUACGACAUGGAUCGCUACGGCGUAGUUUUCCGUGCCUCUCCCCGGCAGGCCGAUGUCAUCAUUGUGGCCGGCACUUUGACCAACAAAAUGGCACCGGCAUUGAGAAAGGUAUACGACCAGAUGCCCGAGCCCCGUUGGGUCAUCUCCAUGGGAAGCUGCGCCAACGGAGGCGGCUACUACCACUACUCGUACUCGGUGGUUCGUGGCUGCGACCGGAUAAUCCCCGUUGACAUCUAUGUUCCCGGCUGCCCACCAACUGCCGAGGCAUUGAUGUACGGCGUUCUGCAGUUGCAAAAGAAAGUGAAGCGUAUGAAGACUCUCCAGAUGUGGUACAGAAAGUAGAUAAAUUACAGAAAAUAAACGUAAAAUGUCAAACCUAAACACAACUAAGCAGUCUUCAAAGAUGAAUAUGAGCUAAAACUACUUACAUGUUUCAUUUGUUGGGCUUACGACCGAUUGUUACAGGUUAUCGGAUUUCGAUACAAAUAAAUGCUUAGCCAAAUAUAAA